CAUGGGAUGUAAUAGCUUUAAUAUCAGCCAUAGAUUAAAUCCAAUGCUCAAAAUAUUGAUAUGUUCUCUGUCCAAGCUGGCAAUCCGCGUGCCCAUCUAUUUCUCUUCUCUUUUCAGUUUUCACUUAGCAACAGUUUACCCAAAUGAUUUCAGAAAAAUUCUCUCUCCUCUCUUUUUUUUCUCUCACUCUUUCACUUCCACCAGCGGUUUUUCUCUCUUUACCUCCCUCUCCCUAACGCUCCUCUCAACCCCAACUGUGCCUCCAGUACAGCCAUUGCUCCGCCUCGCCAGUUUUGACAAGAGCGGGCUUGGUCUGUCGGAUUACCCUGAAACCCACAAAUCUCUUUCCCCACCACCGCCCACAGUAUUCUCUGAAACCCACACUAUGCUCUGAAAUCUUCUAAAAGCAGUAGAUGGUGUCAAUCAACUGCUUGUUGUUUGUCUCCGUUGAAGUCCGACUGUUUUGGGUAUGGUUGAUUGGUUUGGAUUUUUGGGUUUCAAAUGAAUGGCAGUUGGAUGGCCGUUUACAGACUUGAGGGUUGAUGUCAAAAUGGGUUUUGAUAUGAGCAUGUGUUUUAUUUUAUUGAGUAAAUACUAAAUACUAAAAUGCAUGUCAUUGUGUGCGUGAGUGAUCGAGUGUGAGUGAAAUUUGUAUUUAUGCUUAAAUUAGUGUAAACACAUGGAGUAGACUACCGGCCUUAAAAUCUGAGAAUGUGAAGGGUUAGUUCUAUGAAAUAACCUUGUCGUUUUUGUUUUUUUUUUUUUCCUUUGCUCUGAUCUUUGUUAUUAUCUUGCUUCUUUGCUCUGAUUUUUGGGCGGGGGUGAGGUUAAAAUGUGAGGCGUUUGAUUAAAAAAGUAAAAAAAAUGGUUUAGUUUGGUUUUUAAACAAUUUUUAAAAUUACUUUAUUUGAUUUUAAACUAGUUUAGGUUUAUAUUUUUUUUGUUUAGACUAAGUACAUUUUGGUUAGCUUCUAAAUACAAUCAUACACAAGGACCUUAGAGGUACGUGGAUUAUGCAUAUUUAAGUUCAAUUUGAUACAGUAAAGAAGCUUGGCCUAAGAAAAUUAGACGCAGCAAUGGAAUAAAUAUGGAUUUGCACAUAUAAUAUGAAGAGAUAAGCAAAGAAAAAGAGAAUGUUAACCUUUUUAAUUUUUUUUUCUCCUUGAUGGUUGAUUUAGGGAUGUAAUCUCACUAGUAUACUUGUUUUGGUGGUCCUAGUUAAAAAGAGGGGAAAAAGGAACACACACACACACACAAAGAGGCUUUGGAGAGAGAUUGUGUGUAUUUCAGGAUAAUAUGCAUAGGGUAUUUUGUGACAGAGUUGAGACUAUUGAAAAUGACAAAUUGGGUGAUAAUGUUACUUCAAUUAUGACUACUAUAUGGUUUCUUAAAAAUUACUUCGAUAUUGAUUUUUCAGAUUAUGGUGUGUCUUCAUAUGAUUUAGGAACUGGUUUUGGUCAUUUUGCUAUUGCAACUCCAGAUGUUUACAAAUUGGCUGAAGACAUCCGAGCCAAGGGUGGUGUUGUCACUAGAGAGCCUGGUCCUGUUAGAGGUGGACAACCUGUUAUUGCCUUUGUGAAGGAUCCUGAUGGUUAUGUUUUUGAGCUUAUCCAAAGAGGUCCAACUCCUGAGCCACUCUGUCAAGUAAUGCUUCGUGUUGGUGAUUUGGAAACUGUUGGCACCAUCUAUUUUAAGUGAAUCUUUGCCCGUGGAUGUGUAUAUUUUAUUAGAACUCUUGUUAUCAUUAUUAUGUUCUUGUAAUCAAAGUUUUCAUUUCAAUAGAAGUUUUUUCAGUCUUGGAUCAAA
Messenger RNA from Quercus lobata, 1806 nucleotides. RefSeq names its product lactoylglutathione lyase GLX1-like. The record is from RefSeq and is a predicted model, not a curated record. Gene Ontology annotation, molecular function: lactoylglutathione lyase activity; metal ion binding. Lineage: Eukaryota; Viridiplantae; Streptophyta; Magnoliopsida; Fagales; Fagaceae. The transcript is spliced from 2 exons. The coding region runs from base 1297 to 1698 and encodes 133 amino acids. Gene Ontology annotation, cellular component: cytoplasm.